UGCAGCUUGUACUACAAGAAUUCGCUCUUCGUAUAAAAUGUCCAACAUAUCUCAUCAGUGAUCAUCGCCGCCGGCAACAUUGGAGUUUAGCGACGGAGAACCCCAGUUGCGUUUUCAGAUAGGGGGAGAAUUCAAUUUGGGUGCACAGGACCAUUUCCAUUCAAGAAGCCGGAAUCCAGUGUCGACGGUCCCAAAUUUGGAUAACCACCAGCUGCCUUCACACACUCUUCUCCCUCCUUUAUCUUAUCCUAGUGACCCAGAAGAUGCCUCUUCUGUGUCGUUAUCAGCUUGGAAUCAUGACAGCAUUACUCUAACUCAAAAGAUCCAUCUUUCUCUCUCUCCACUUAAAAAGAUCAACAAGAACAAGAAAAAAUAAACGAAAGCCUUCCUUUCUUUUUUUUUCUGUUGCCUUCUCUGCUCCUCUUUCCCCUCCUUCAAGUUUCAACAGAGAUGAAUUAAUUUGUAGCCGUUGAAAAAUUCUCCUUCUACCUCAGAGAAGCAUAUGUGCAGUAGGAAAAGGUCUCCUCCCCCGGUGGUUCAGACAUCAAAUUCAAGAGAAAUGUUUCCCCUUAUGCUGAUCUCUUUUGUGGUUCGAUUUGCUCUGCUAACUUGGUGGUGUGACGAAGUUGCAAGUGAUUCAGCCUAAUUAAAUUUGUCGCUUCGAUUCUCAGUUCGGAGGGGGUUCAAAAAAUUCGAUUCUCUACGACGUUAUAAAAGGUUCGCAUAGGCAGUUAUUAUACAUAAGAAUUUGCAGCCUUUUUAACAGUAAACCCUCUGAUCUUGUGCAUAUGGAUCGGUCUGCAAUCUAAGUUGGACGCAACAUAGUUCAGGUUGAACACAGUAAAAGUGUUCAUCAGAAAAAUGAAUUGAAAGAAGGGAGUAAGUUGAAUUGAAUUUCCCUGGUCUGGUUUUGGCUUUUAUACUCCACUGCUGAACCCAACCAUCUGUACAUCCACAUGUCGAGGAUGACACCUCGUCACAAUCCUCAUCGUCUCCUACUAGACAUAGAACCCGGGGCGCCGCCGACCAACGGAAGCAGGCCAUCGCGUGAAUCUUACACCAGUGAAGCAAACUUCGACACCAACAUGGUAAUCAUCCUCGCGGCCUUGUUAUGUGCCCUAAUCUGCGCUCUUGGACUGAACUCAAUAGUACGUUGUGCACUAAGAUGUGGCCGUCGAUUUGCCUUUGAGACACCGGAAGGUACAGCUGCACGUCUAUCUGCAACUGGACUUAAGAAGAAGGCAUUGCGUCAGAUUCCGGUAGCAGUGUAUGGAUCGGGAGUGAGUAUCCAGGCCACAGACUGCCCGAUUUGUCUGGGAGAGUUCAUGGAUGGAGAGAAGGUACGCGUCUUACCCAAAUGCAACCAUGGGUUCCAUGUUAAGUGCAUAGAUAUAUGGCUACUUUCGCACUCGUCCUGUCCUACCUGCCGGCACUCACUGCUGGACCGGCCAACAACAUCUGAUCCAACCGACGCCAAUGCCGGUGUUGGGCCUCCCGGAAGUGGCUCCGAUCGACAGGGUGGUAUUGUCGUAGUUGUUGAGGAGGCGGGUUGAUGACGAUGGCAGUUGGAAAAUAUCCAGUAUUUGAUAGAUGUUAAUUAGCUUCUUUUUUUUAAUUGAUUGUAGUUGUUAGUGUUUCUUUUAUCAGUUUUAGGAGUUAUUUUGCUUAAUGUAUAGAGUGUAUAAAAGUAGAAAAACUUUGGUGGUAUUUCGAUGUAAAAUUUGCCACUUGUCCAAGCCACAAGGCUGGAAUAGUGAAAAUGGAACGAGAAACAUACAAAAUGACCUUUACUUGAGUUAUUCACGUGGGUGGUGUUUGGCA
This is a messenger RNA of Nelumbo nucifera (sacred lotus), 1821 nucleotides long. Lineage: Eukaryota; Viridiplantae; Streptophyta; Magnoliopsida; Proteales; Nelumbonaceae. The record is from RefSeq and is a predicted model, not a curated record.